Molecule: messenger RNA, 1575 nt
Organism: Melanotaenia boesemani (Boeseman's rainbowfish)
Lineage: Eukaryota; Metazoa; Chordata; Actinopteri; Atheriniformes; Melanotaeniidae
Gene: fam221a
Product: family with sequence similarity 221 member A
Exons: 6
Coding region: 186-902 (238 amino acids)
Source: RefSeq, a predicted model, not a curated record
UUUUUUCUAAUUUGCUUUGCCUAUAUGUCUGCAAAUGUUCCAGCUAUUUAAUAAGUAAUUCACUCCAUUUUUUACGGCUCAUUUAGGCGUUUGCAUCUCCAUGGGAACCAGAAACCUGGUAGUAAACAGUAGUCUUUUGCUGUACAGUGCAAAGGGACACCGCUUUCAGCUUUGGGUGUCUGACGAUGGAUACAAUACGUCUCGACAGAUCAGCUUUAAAAGCAGUGGAUGAUUACUGGGAAUACAGGAGGAUUGUGGGUGAUGAUGAUGGUGGAAAACUGUUCACUCCAGAGCAAUAUGAAGAGUACAAAAGGAAGGUUCUGCCUCAACGUGUGAAGAACAGGCUUUAUGUGAGCUUUGGUGUAUCAGGGCAUAUUGACUGCAAACUGAUUGGCCCUGAAACCCAAUGCUUUUGUGCACACAGGUACAAGCAGCAUAAGACAGACUGGGAUGUGGUUCCCCCUGAGAGACCCCUGGCCCUACCAUGCCAGGUUAGGGGGUGUCAGUGCUCUGCUUUUCAGUACAUUCCUCGUCUUGGGCCAAACCCUGUGCGCUGUAAGUGUAAACACUUACCUCAAGAUCACAGUGAAGCCACAGGUCAUCUGUGCAAGAUUUGCAAUUCCUGCUCUGGGUUUAAGAGUCCUUACACAUGUGGCUGUGGCCAGCCCUGCUAUGCACACAAGACCCUGGUUGAAACAAAAUUGGAGAGGGAGGCAAGGGGUCAACCUGUUUGCAAAGAUGUCCCUUAUGCUGCCAUGGGAGGGCUGACAGGGUUCAGCUCUUUGUGUGAUGGUUACCUAGCUUUGAAGCUGGUGAGUCUGGUACAAUCUGCUUGUAAUUGUGUCAGACAACAUCAUCCUCCUGCAAGAAGGUGUGCAAUUUCAAGAAAUUUUCAGCUUUAACAUUCUUUGAACUCUGAAGUUAGUGUUUUGGUGACACAGCCUUUCUUAAGGUGCUGGAGCACAAAGUAGGAGUGUAAAUACUUUUCAAUAGAGCUGAGGAAUUUUCCUUUUUGAGGCAUGCGAGGGCAGCAAAGAGCAGCACAGUGUCAGUUGUGGAUUGAAUGAGUCUGCUGAGCAGGAAUUGGUGCAGGUCAAAAGUGUACAGUAUCUGUUACCACAUUUGACUCUAUUUGUUGUGGAGCUGUAUAAACACAAAUAAACAAGCCUUUCUAAUUCCUGAGAGAUCAGCUCAGUUCUUUUGAAGCAAAUGUGUAAAGAUAUAGCAGUUUGAAUAUUCUUUAACUUUUGUAAGGUAGUUCUCAACACCAAAGCAAUGCAACUAAUAAGUAAAUGUGCAGUGUGUGUUUUAUUUAAUCUGUUUAUGCAUCAUCGAUAUGCUGUGGACUGAUCGAUCCAGAAUUUAUAAACAUAUAGGCUACUGAAUUCUCAAAUGUCAAAUUAACCACAUUCAUAAUAUAAACAGCUUUAUAUUUAUGUAAGACCAAUUCAUAUUUGGGUAUAUUAUAAGUUUUUAUAUAUUUUAUGUCCAUCAAUGACUGCAGAGAAAUGUAUGAAAAAUAGUCCUUUAGUAAGAGACAUGGCAUACUGUUGAAUGUAAAUAUGCUCUAUUCUU